GACCGCAAUGUAGAGAUAAAUAGCGACCUUAUCUAUUUAUUUCCAAGUAUUCCGGCUCUCAUUCAUUGUUAGCUGAGAGAAAGCGGUUCGCUGAGGAAGCUGCUGCUGCGCUCGUCUGCUUGAAAGGGCUACAUAGAAGAAUAAUGGAUGAGACCUGUCACUAACACUUGAUGAGGAUUUUUUGUGGACUCUUCGGGCUGAAUCAUGGAGGGUAACAAUGAUGUCACCAUGACACAGCCGCAGACUGAUGUGUGCAGCGCUGAGGUGGGAGGAGCAGAAGUCACCAGCAAAGUGGAAGAUGGAGUAAAUCCGCUCACUCCUGCUGACUCCUGUGACGGCAGCAGGACAGCACUGAGCAAAGGAACUAACCUAGCGGAGGCGCCGGCACCGUCAGUGGUGAGUCCCACCCCUGAAACUCCAGGAGGAAUGGCACUCAAAGUAGCUACGACUGUGCUCCACCCGGUGUGUCUGGGGGAGAGUCCGCUGAUGCUGCCCAUCCACCUCCAGAUGGCCGGAGCGGCGGGGCCUCAGCUCAGCCAAAUGGGGGCAGCACCGUACUUGAUAACAAGCCAAAGCCCAGUGUCCCUUCCCCUGGUUUUAGACCAACAGGUCCUCCAGCAUAUGAGCCCCUCUGUUAUUCCUCAGACGCCUAACUGCGGACAGUUGCCGCUCCAAAACAACGUCCUGUGUCAGAACCCUUUGACAUUCGGUUUACCUCCAGCUGCCGACCAGAAGGCGGCAGGACAGACGCAGGAUGCUAACCUGCUCUCUCUCCUGCAGAAUCCAGCUUUUGCAGCCAUCUUGCAGGACCUCUUCCCUUCCCAGGCAGGUUCUUCAACAUGUCAGUCACCAGGUUCUGCCUUCUUCCCCCUUCCUCCCCUCACACCUCCCUACUCCUCCCCUCUGGCCCCUCUGGUUCCCCCUGCCACCCUUCUGGUCCCUUACCCAGUCAUUAUACCCCUGCCAGUGCCUCUGCCGGUUCCUCUCCCCAUCCCCAUCCCUGUCCCUCAGACUGAGGACUCCAAGGGGAACAUGCCAAAACCAGUUUGCACUGUGAGUAAAAGCACUCAGACUUCGCCAAAAGAUACUACCUCUCCCUCGUUGUCUUCAAGGAAAUGCACGCCACCAUUCCAGCCACAAAAUGUGUCCCCAUCCUCGAUUCCUCCAGAGGAAGGACAGGCUCUGGACCUUUCUGUCAGGGCAUGUCCGGUUGAACCAAAACAGGAAUAUCCCAGUCCGCAGCAGGACAGUGUGCUCGACCUAUCAGUGCCUGGUGUGAGGAAAAAGUGCGUUCAGUCUGACAGAGUGGCAGCUUUACAGUCCGGUCAAGAUCCAAGUGGCACUGCUCUGUCUUUGGGGGUUGAGUGCACCCAGAGUGUAGAUUCCAAACUUCUGGGCAGUCUGGCUUCACUGGAGUUCAGCCGGCAGCACAAGUGGCUGGUUGACAGCAGCGCUGCCGGGUCGAGCUCCUUGGGUCAAGAGGCGUCUUUGAGCGGAGCUGGAAACCUGGAGAUAGUCAGCACCCCGCAGACGGCCAAGGUCAUCGUCUCGGUGAAAGAUGCGAUCCCUGCCAUCUUCUGCGGAAAGAUUAAAGGCCUUUCAGGAGUCUCCACCAAGAACUUCUCCAUCAAACGGGACGGCAGCCAGGGGGCGUCUCUGCAGCAGCUCUACGGAGUGCCGUCGUCAUCGCAUGGGGAACAGCACGACCCCAACGACCCGCUGAAAAAGGUCUCUAAAAGCAGAGCAAUCAAACUGAAGAAGGUCAGCUCACAGGAGAUCCACUUCCUUCCCAUUAAGAAGCAGAGACUUGCAGCACUGCUCCCCAGGAAGUGAGAGCGCUGACUGGAGUGGGAUUAAUCGCCAGACCGCUCUCUGCUAAUCCCUCCAGAGCGAAUAACAUAAAACACAUGUGGGGACAUUCUGUAAUCAAAGUCCAGUCGAAGCUCCAGAACUGAGACUCUUGAAUGUGUGACAGUGUGACACAGAAGUUACAGAAAUGCUUUCCAUUAGAUUUUUCUAAAUUGCUGUGUUUUGGUUUUUUUGUUUGUUUGUUUGUUUUUUUCUUUUUUUUUUCAUAAUGCACUAGUCGACAGUGUUAUAGAAAACCAGAAAUGUUUCUGUGUUUGGCAGCUCAAUGGGCUCUCUGAGUGUCUUUGGAGAUAAAUCAGAGAUGCUGAGGAACAUGUUUGACUUGCAAAGACACAUGGGUUCCAUUCUUCCAUUUUGGUUCAUGGUUUGUUUCCACAUGUAAUUUUUAUAUAAGUGCACUGACGAGAAGAAAAAAAAAAAAAAAAAGAGGCAGGACGCGACUGUUAAAACAUGUCCCAUCAUUGGAAACUCACAUAGUCGUCAGUGGCUCACUGGAGCGACUCGUUCUUCUCUGAUUGGUUGGGGUUUAGCACGACAGGCUAAUAAUGACUUGGCAAGGCCGGAGCCACAAUUUCAUUAAAUGAAUGUUGGCAAAAGCCAUCGGUCGCAACAAAAUACAAUCUUAUUUUGUUUAACAGCAGGGAAAAAAAGGGACCUCUUAAUUGUUUUCACAUUUAAACAAAUCUUUCCUAUGGGCCUAUCCAAAUAUAAAGAAAGUCACACUACAAAAG
Molecule: messenger RNA, 2600 nt
Organism: Stegastes partitus (bicolor damselfish)
Lineage: Eukaryota; Metazoa; Chordata; Actinopteri; Pomacentridae
Gene: rai2
Product: retinoic acid induced 2
Exons: 2
Coding region: 205-1833 (542 amino acids)
Biological process (GO): animal organ development
Cellular component (GO): nucleus
Source: RefSeq, a predicted model, not a curated record